Coregonus sp. 'balchen' is the source of this 1755-nucleotide messenger RNA. NCBI's taxonomy places the organism in Eukaryota, Metazoa, Chordata, Actinopteri, Salmoniformes, Salmonidae. The record is from the annotation of a GenBank genome assembly.
GAGGACAGCAGCCCAGAGAACCUGCUCCUUCAUGGACCUUUCUCCCGCAAGCCGAAGCGCAUCCGGACAGCCUUCUCCCCCUCACAGCUCCUCAGGCUGGAGAGGGCAUUUGAGAAGAAUCACUAUGUGGUGGGAGCAGAGCGGAAGCAGCUCGCCAGCGGCCUCUGCCUCACCGAGACGCAGGUGAGUGUGAGGGGACUCAGUGAUCUUGAACACACCCGUAACAUAUUUUUUAACGCACCCUAAACUCCUUAAGAUUUUGAACGCACCCUAAACCCCUAGGGCUUAAAAGCCAAUUUAUGCUUGAUCCGAAAAUAUGGUCGGAGGCUCCGUAUGGAGGGUGUGACGCUAUUGCGGAGCCUCUAUAGGCUUGCGGAGGCCAAAUUGAGCUCCGUACCACAUCGCCGUGCGCCUCCCAAAUUUGGAACAAUACGAAGGGCUCUGUAUAAACACAAACUCACUUCCUUGACAACAUCCUUCAAAACAGCUCUGCUCUGCUCAGCGAAGCGCAAGAAGUCUAAAUGCCCUGACUUCAGAGGCCGUAUCACAGUAAACGCUGUAUGGAGACUGCAGAAUGCGGAUUUACCAUGCAGAGCCUUUAAGGCAUGGCUGCAUUCCAGAGCACUGAAACAGGAUAUGAGUAGACUCUUAGUCAGAACUCCACAACACCCACUCAACCAACGUAUGGCAAAACCAGGUUUCUCAACCACAAGUUGUUUUGUCCUACAGUAGCUAUGGGGAUGGGCAAGAUGAUGCCAAUAAAUAAUGUAGUUCAUUUCACAAUUAUUAUUUAUGACCUAAUUUCUCUAAUCAUCAUCAGAAACACGCUGCUAAUCAACAGCAAUUCAGUCUUUUCGCAAUCAUCUCACGCAAUAUAGCAUACAUUGGGAAUAGAGGAUUGCGAUGUGCUGAACUUUUAAUUUAAAAGGAAUUAGACCAAUAAUUGAAUCACGCUUGUAAACAAGACAUAAAAAUGACAACCAGCCUGAGAAAUAAAAUAGAAAUGUGACGCUAUUCGCACGGCAAAAAGCUGUAAAGAACGACAGUGUGUGAAUCCUUAGGCAUCGCAAUGUUUGGCAGUGUUACAGAAAGAAUAUGGAAGCGAUAACAGUUUUACACGCUGUGAAAUAUUGUCUUGGCAAAAUCAGUGUUGCUAUUACACUUUGGGAAAAAAAUCAUAGGGGAGAUCACCACCUUCCGGAGACACUUGAAACCCCACCUCUUUAAGGAAUACCUGGAAUAGGAUAAAGUAAUCCUUCUAUCUCCCCUUACCCCCCCCCCCCCCCCCCCAAAAAAAAACAAAAACAACCAUAUUGUAAAGUGGUUAUCCCACUGGCUAUAAGGCGAAUGCACCAAUUUGUAAGUCGCUCUGGAUAAGAGCGCCUGCUAAAUGACGUAAAUGUAAAUGUAAUUAUUCUAUACUAGAAAAGGUAGAUUUACUGAAGAAAACAUGUCUGCUUGCUUUAGCUGUCUCAAAGUAUUUCAUGGAAGUGGAAGAGCGAGUAGGUGGUAGUUUUUACAGCAAGCACAUAUAGACAUUGUUUCUUCCAGUACUCAACGACGUCUCUCCUUACUCUCUCCCAGGUGAAGGUUUGGUUCCAGAACAGGAGGACGAAGCACAAGAGACAGAAGCUGGAGGAAGAGUCACCGGAGGCUCAGCAGAAGAGGAAAGGAAGCCAGCACGUCAGCCGCUGGAGGGUGGCUACUCAGCAGGGCAGUGGCCCCGAGGACAUCGACGUCAUCUCAGAGGACUGA